CCACUGUUUCUUCUGAGAUAUAAGAAGACAUAUUUUACUAAUCAUGUUUACCGGUUUUCCUACUGUUGUUUCAAGUAUGGAGUACGCUAAAACCCUGGUCCCUACACCAAUAAAGAGGUCAGUGUCCUCUGUGCAGUCUGCGAUAGCUCAGCGGAUUCUGCCCCCGGCUCAGCCCCGGCCCUACAGAGUCUGCACCCAGAGCCGCCUCAGGACCAGCGUUCUGGUGGCCACCUCUUUAACUGACCUGCUGAAAAAGUCUGCUCGAUCCUUUCUGAUGACCUACCAGUUGAUGACGCUGGUGCUGGAGGAGGACGGGACAGUGGUGGACUCAGAGGCCUUCUUCCAUUCCCUCCCACCCAACACUCUCUUCAUGGUUCUGGAGAAAGGAGAGGAGUGGACCCACAACCCGCAGGCCUUGUCCAGCUUCAGGAAGCCAAAGAGAAAUGAAAUUGCCAAGCUAAGCUUUGACAUGUCUAAGCUGAACCCACAGGAUUUUCUUGGCUGUCUUACUGUAAAGGCCACACUGUACGAGAUAUACUCCCUCUCCUACGACAUCAAGUGCUCUGGAUUCAAGCACAUUUUCAAGUCUUCACUGCGAUGUAUGAUGCAAGUAACCAAAGCCGCUGCUCACAUUCUUCUUUACGGAUCCUCAUAUGUGCUACACUACAUCGGUGAUGAGCGCCGUUAAUCAAGUGCCCUGUUUAUAUCAUCGCAUCUGACAUGACAAAGGACAUUAUCAUGCUUUCAUUACACUAUAUUUGAAUUUGAACAUUCAUCUCACAAGAAAGGAAGGAAGGAAGAGGAAUGUCUAUCAUGUUUUAAAGGAUUUGCUGCUGAGAAAUCCAGCUCACAGUGACUUUUUCUGGUAGCUGGGUUCAGAUAGUUUGAACUGGUGUUUGAUAUAUAUGUUUGUUGAUGUACAGUAUGUUGAUGUAUGGUGUUUGAUGUAUGUUGCAACUGAUUGUGAUGCCUGUUAACUGUUUGAUUUGGUCCAUGCAGGGUUAAGCAGCAUCAGUCAGAUUCAGUCUUUUACAUUAUUUUCUCUUUUUUUAGACAAACAUGCCAUGUAGCAUUUUAAUGUGAAUUAACUGUAAAUAUUUGAUUGUACUGUUGCAUUAUGCUGUGUCACUUACAAUAAUACAUGUAUAUAUUUGUGAAAUCUAUGUGUAUAUAAAUGUAUAUAACUGUAACUGUGUCUGUCAGAUCUGUGUAGUAUCUGUACCCUAGGGAAAAAAGUAGAUUAAAGUAUACUAAGCAUUAUUAUGCUAUAGUGCACUCAAGUGUACUUGUAGCCACAUUAUUAAUCAGAGUGCCUAAAUAGAACAACUUUUUUUGUACUUAUUAUCCUUUAAUUACAUAAAAAAUGUACAAAAGUAUUACUAAAA
Molecule: messenger RNA, 1385 nt
Organism: Astyanax mexicanus (Mexican tetra)
Lineage: Eukaryota; Metazoa; Chordata; Actinopteri; Characiformes; Acestrorhamphidae
Gene: cidea
Product: cell death inducing DFFA like effector a
Exons: 5
Coding region: 44-688 (214 amino acids)
Biological process (GO): regulation of apoptotic process; apoptotic process
Source: RefSeq, a predicted model, not a curated record